AUGGACUGCUUCUUCCUCCCAAUCUGUUGCCAGGUCACUGACCAAAACCCUUGCCGCAUUAAGAUUGUCGGCCCAACAUUGGGUUUCAUCAUUGGUAUCUGUGCUGCCAUCAUCUGCUGGCCACUAGGAUUGUUCGCGUGUAUCUUCUGUAUGCGCGAUUCCGGAAACAGGCUGUUUGGGUAUCCAGUGAGCAUUAAUGCACAAGUGUCGAAUGCUAUACCGUUUUAG
Messenger RNA from Saitoella complicata NRRL Y-17804, 228 nucleotides. RefSeq lists its product as uncharacterized. NCBI's taxonomy places the organism in Eukaryota, Fungi, Ascomycota, Saitoellomycetes, Saitoellales, Saitoellaceae. Bases 1 to 228 code for a protein of 75 amino acids. The record is from RefSeq and is a predicted model, not a curated record. The transcript has 3 exons.